AUUACCGAGCGGGAUCGGACUUGUUUACAUCAUGGCGGCCAUAACGAUUGAAAAAGACGAUAUUGGACAGAAAAUAUACACAAACAGCCGCGCACAAUAAUAAAUAGCGGUUCCCUUUAAGAGAACUGAAGGUUAAGAGAAAAGAUGGCAGCAUUUAGCUCGGGUGAGAGAUGGAAAGAGUUUUUUUCCAAGACUACACAGCUUCCUCCAGCAUUUGAAAGGGAGCAUUCGAUACCAGAUAUAUCAACACCACUGCACAUCACUCUGAACACCAUAGAGGGGCUGAUUGGAAAAGUUGACUCUGACAAGCAGCCAGAUUAUCAAGUUUAUGUCAGCCUUUAUGAUUUAGCCUACAGACACUUUUUUGGAAGCCAGUGGGUUGGACCUAUUUUGGCACCACAAGGAGGAGGUGGAGCUAAAAGACCUAAAUUAAAAUAUAAUGAAAGUCUUUAUUUCCACACAUCUAUUCACAAUGCAAAUAUUGUUGCUGUUGUGGAGGUUGUUGCGAUAACACAGGGAGCUAGUGCCAAGCCAAAACGAGUAUCUUGUGGAUGGAGUGUUUUGAGGAUCUUUGAUGAAGAAAUUUUGAUCAAAGAAGCAUCAUCAAAAGGGAUGCAAAAAGUCCAGCUCAAUUAUGGAACCCCAAGAGCAUUGUUCUUUAUGGAUGAACCAGUAGAGGACAAUGAAUUUCUGAAGCCAAUUCCAGACUGUUCAUUAUCAUUUACAGUUGCAAAACACAAAGCAAUGUUUGGAGUUAUGUCCCUUAUUCCUGAAAAUACCCUUGUAGGAAGAAGUGACACAAUCCCAGGCCUGUUGGAUGGAAGUAACCAAAGUACUGACUCAUUAAAGAAACCCAAGUUACUGAAUCAAGUACCAAUUCAAAUAAAUAAUCUGCGCAUUCAGCUACAUCCAACUGUUGAAAAGUUUGAUGAAGAACUUUGUGAGGCUCUGCACAAAGAUAGAGAGGGAACAGAGAACAAGAAACUUGCUGGUACUUCCAUAUCCAUUUUAGAACGAAGACUAAUAGUUGGAGUUCAUAAUGGUUUAAAUUUCCUUGAGAAACCAGAGACAAUGCACUUGGAAGUGUAUGAUGAAGUUACAAAAACCCUCAAACCUCAAAGUAGUCCAAAUCUCCGUAGGAGCAAAAGAUUUCAUACUUCACAGAAAGCUGCAACUGGCACGGAUAGUGCUUCAACAUGUCUUGUAAUGAAAAAUAAAGUAGAACUAAAUGAAGUGUUGGACGACCCCAUGUGUGCUGUCGUUUUUACAUUAGAGUACGUUGUAGGACACAAAAUAUCUGAGGAAGAAAAAAGAUUGUCUCAAAGUAUUACAAAGGGACACACUCAAACUGUAUCUGUCAGAUGGGGAGUUUUGAAUCCAGUUUUACAAGCAAACAAUACAGUUCAGGUGUCCCUGCAAGGAGGACCAACAACAUUCCCAGACUAUGAUUUCCUCUUCAAGAUGCCUAACACAAAAAUGCAAAACCUGCAAGCAAGCAGAGUAGCUGGUGGCAUGAUGACACUGCAGUGGGGGAGAGGAAGUGGUAUAAGUGAACCACUGCCCACUUCUCACUUACUUCAGCCAAGCUCUAUCUCCUCUAUGCACAGUGAAGCAGAUGAGACAAUGCUAAUGGACACUCCAACAGGUAGAAAACCCCCAUCAGGGAAGCGAAAUGGUUCUGUUCCUCAAAUUCCCCAGCAAUCACUUCUGCAACCCGAGAUGACAGCUGCUAUGUACUCAAGUGUACUUCAGCAACAGAUGACAACACCAAGCAUAAAUAUACAGCCCAGUUAUCCUUAUAUGCCUGUACAGCAACCCAUGUAUGGAUAUGGUCCAGCAUAUCAGCAAACACCACGAAGUACAGUGCCGUCUGGCCCAGAGAUGAAAGAACUACCUUACCAGCCUCUACAUGCACCCAUCAUGGCACUUCCACCUCAACCAAGCAGACAACAAGGGCUAUCACGAGCAGCAUACGCAAAGUUGUACUCAACUGACUUCCCAGCUAUUCUUGAUGCGAAUGGGGAGCCUCCAGAAGUUAUUGAUGUGCAGAAAGCGUGGGAGGUUGAUUUGAACAGAGAAAUUCAAGAUCCUUUGCAGUGUAAUGAAAUUGUUUUCCAGUUUCUUGCCUUUGACAGGUCAUCCUCUGAUGAGAAAUAUGUUACAGACCACGGGAACACAAUUUUCUUCACUUUCCAGUUCUACAGAUUACCUCAAGUAACAACAGAAAGAGUUUUGCUGAGUAAACCCAAAAACGAGUUGGUAUCUGACAAUACGUCCAUGCCGUAUAUCAUUCACAGAAUGGAAAAAGAUCAAUCUGGACCUGCAGGUCUUCAAAUGAAAUACAUGAUGGAUCCAGCGUACAUGAAACCAGGUGAAGUAAAUAUGUUUCUUCAACAUCUGUCUCGGCAAGUAUUGUAUAUAGAUGUUUGGGAUGGAGAAUCAUUAUUCUUGAUUGGACAGUGUGCAGUGGAUCUCAAAUACUUGUGCAGAAAUGGACACGAAGCUGUUCAGUCAACAUUUGAACUAGAUGUAAUGAAGACAGAGUAUAAAGAGAUGCCUAACAGGGUUAUGGAUAGUGGCAACUCGGCACAAUAUCCUGGCUACAAGACCUGGCUAAAUGGAAAGCUUCAUUUUAGAAUGGCUAAUGUGGGGUACGUUGUGGAUCACAAGUCCCAGAUUGUAACUCCACUGACUGUACAAAACAAAAGCCACGUGAUCAUCUCUCAGACAGCAGGUAAUAUUUCUUAUCCAGGUGGAAGUUUAGAUGGGGUUUCUAUAACCACAAAGUCAGGUUUGUCAUCAAAGAAAAAAGUUGUCCGUGCUCACCACAUUGCAGAAAAAAAUAAAGAAAUUGCCCAGCUAUUAUCUACCCACAAUGAUCAGAUGGUACCAGAAAAGGAUGAAAGUUCACAGGAGGGAGAUUCAGAGAAAAAGAGAAAAUUGGCUCGAAUGGAAGCAUUGAGGCAGAAGCAAGGUGUCGACAACAAAUUCAAUACAGUUAUGGCUUUUAAAACAGAAAAACAAGAGAGAAUGAAGGACUACAAAACUCUCGAGAUUUAUAGACUACAAACAAAAAAAGAUGGCAUUUUGAACAUGUUGAGCCAGUCUAUCUCAACCGAACAUGUCAUUCACCCUUCCUUUGGAACAUCAGAAUUCUUCGAAUUUGUUCUUAAAAACCCGUUGAAUGUACAACAGACUAUCACAAUAGAACAUGAAGAUUCCGAUUUAAGGGUAAUUACCGAUGCUAGGGAGUGGCGAUAUUUCAAGCAGCUUAAUCAUGUAAUGACACAGGUUGAAGAGGAUAUGUUCAUCAAGGACAGCUCCUCACAAUACCCUCAGGUUUUCCUUCGUCCAAAAGAAACUGUUCAAAUUCCUUUUAAAUAUCUAAGCUACACUGCGGAACACACAGCACAGCCGCAGGGUCCUUCUGAUCCCUAUAAACCCAAAAAGGAUCAAAGUUUAAAGAAAACUCUCCAGCCAAUGCAGACAAGAUAUGCUAGAAUACUCUUCAAAGGAGAAGACAGCAAAGCUGUCUCAAUUUUGCACCUGAAAAUCGAACCUCAGCCUCAUGUAGUAAAUCAAACCUUCCGAUUCUACCACCCAGAACAGUCAUUCUUUAAAAAGUCUAUUCGACUACCAGGUUCACUAAGCAUUUCUACGCCUUCGAUGGGAGGACCUGGUACAAUGCAGUUUUAUGUCCGAUGUAGUGACAGUAAUGUGAUUUCAGAGUGCAAACCCACACAGAGUGGAGAACCUGUAGAUGUUUUCAUAAAGGCAGCUUUGGCAGCAUCGCCCCAAAUAAAACACUUCUAUGUCUGCAUUUACUCUGAUGCUUUCUUGACUCGUCCUGCACAAGUAUGGCAGCUCUAUAUUCAUGCCUUACAGAAAGUUGAUGUUUCAUGUGUAGAAGGUCAAACCAGCAGGUUUAAUUUGCUCCUAAGAGGUACCCAAGCAUCACGUCUAGUCCGCAGUUUCUCAUCAAAUCCAAGGGAAAUGCAGCUCUAUCCAUCAGAGCAGUUCUUAUUAGCAGCCGGAGCCGUUCAUGAAUUAAGUGUGGCAGUUCGCCCAAUGAAAGAAGGCACCAAGCAGUUCCAUUUAAAUGUAAUAGAUGUUGAGUGUCAUCAGUUGGUCCGAACUUGGCUCAUCUCUGUCAGCUGCCAGCCACCAAGCAUUUCUAGAGCCUUCGAACUGCAGCUGCCAGUAGGUGGAGGAAAAGGGAGCAACAAGAAAAUCACCUACACAAAUCCUUAUCCACACAGAAGAGAAUAUCACACCUUGUCCAGCAGGGAGGAUUUACUGCAGUUCAGAGAAAACCAUUUCAUUGUAGAGGGAGGGGAGACCUAUACCAUUGGAUUGAAAUUCAUUCCCAUGAUGAAACCAGGAGUUGCUGAAAUUCUGGUAUUCAUUAAUGAUGAGGAUGAUAAAAAUGAAGAAACCUUCAAAAUCACUGCUACUUACAUGUAAUGAAUGUUGAUGAUAUUCGAUUCUAAGCAUGUUUAUUGAUAUUAUGGCAUUUUACAUGUUAUUGUACAUAUGUUAUAAAUAAGUUUCUGAAGAGCUCUAUGAAUGUUGAUGCAUUUAAGGAAAAAUUUAUAGAACUAAAUCAAUAGAUAUAAAAUUUCAUUUGUGGAAAAAAGAUAGAUUUUCUGUUCCUCUGUUUCAUUAUUACUUCAUGUGGAAAGUUGUGAAAAAACUCUGUAUUGAAUUAUUUUAUGAGAAAUUGAGUAUUAGGUAUUGAUGUUUAAAAUAGUUUUGUAUUAUUUUUAAAGUACAUGUAUAUUUAAUGGUAUGUUUUGAUGUUUAAGUUUAGUGCUUCAGCGAUGUUUAAACUGUUAAUUUUAUGUUUUAUGUAGUAUAUUUUAUGUAUUUAUUUAUUUAUUUUAUUAAUUUUUUUUUUUUUUUUUUAAUUUUUUUUGAAAAUAUAGUUGAUGUAGAUUUAUUUAUUCAUUAAGAAUUUUAUAGUAAAAGAUGUAGAAAUCAAAAAUGUGCUAUUAAGUAUAUUUAAAGAUGUUAAAUGUUCGACAUUUUUCCAUGAAAUUUUGUUUUGUUACGUUUGAUUUGGAAUAUACUAAGGAACGACUUGUCCAGUACCGGUGCUCCGCAAGCAUGGCGAACAACGAAGAUGACGCUCAAAUCGAAGUGGAAGAUGAUGCCAAUGAAAUCAAGACCAAAAAGCACGAUUCGGGUGCAAGGGAUCUUGAAAAAGUUACAGACUAUGUUGAAGAAAAGGAAAUAUCAGCACAAAGUAUCGGAGACGCAAUGAAAGCAAUGAGUGACAGGAAAACAAAAGAGAGGGCGAAGAAACAGGAAAGGGAACGUGAGCUAGCAAAAGUUAAGAUAAACAAAGAAGAUGUAGACUUAAUUGUGUCGGAAAUGGAAAUAACAAGACAAAUUGCGGAACGGAAAUUACGGGAACACAACGGAGAUGUCGUGGAGGCGUUGGUUGCUUUGACGAACUGAUGUGUGUGAAGCGUUUUUUCUUUCUUUAUUUUCCACUUCAAAUUAUUUGUUCUUUAGUGAAAGCUAGACUAAUGUACCACGGGAGGAUGUGACUAUAGGUUGCAGAUUUCUGAAACGACUGGUCAAACAUUCAAACAGAUGUAUUCACGCAAUUAUAAAUUGUUAAAAUUGUGAUUUAUUCAUGUGUAGACUUGUCUUCUAUUAUUUAUUAAUAUGCAAAAUAAAGCUAGAAAAUGCUGUA
Ostrea edulis (European flat oyster) is the source of this 5701-nucleotide messenger RNA. Its product is annotated as nephrocystin-4-like. Gene Ontology annotation, biological process: negative regulation of canonical Wnt signaling pathway; protein localization to ciliary transition zone. The coding region runs from base 145 to 4464 and encodes 1439 amino acids. The record is from RefSeq and is a predicted model, not a curated record. Lineage: Eukaryota; Metazoa; Mollusca; Bivalvia; Ostreida; Ostreidae. Gene Ontology annotation, cellular component: cytoskeleton; ciliary transition zone; non-motile cilium. The transcript is spliced from 2 exons.